AUGGGAAACUGUGGUACCAGAGAGGAAUCGACCGCCGUUGUUGCCCAUUCCCAAGGUACUCCCGCCGCUUCCAUCUCGUAUUUCUGUCGGUGGCUGUGUUGCCAUUUCGUUUGCCUUCUCAUCCCCUCAGUCACCAAUUUUGUUGCGACUUCAUUUCGUCAAUUCCUGUCUCUAUCGCUCUCUCGCGUCAUCAUUCUGUCAUUUCCUCUGCGCGUCUUUAUUUUAUUUAUUUUUAUUUAUCGAGAAGCUUCAUCCGAGAUGUGCCUUCCAUCUUCGGGGUUGCAAGAGGUAUCCUUGUUGGAUUUCGGAUUCCUGGAACGUGAAUGAUUUGGCGUUGUGAGCUUUGCCGCAUUGUCUGUGAUGCUAAAAUUCUCUAGGCUUCGCUUGUGCCUUUUAUUUUCCACUGUAGGAUUUUCAGUGGUCGUUAUGCCAAUUUCUCCUUUGAAAAAAUUAUAUUAGGUAUUUACAAUCUUCGGUUACAUCUCAUCUGUUAGUAGGAACAAUUAAGUGGAUUAUAUCCAGUAAGUACGAGUUGCUGGACCUUGUGAUCUAGGUUUUCUUCACAGUGAUAACUCUCGGCCCAUCCCCUCACAGAUAUUGGAAAAAAUUAUUCAUGAUAUUUUGACAAUUUUUGAUCCUGACCUCCCCCAUCCUCGAUUCGAGUGAGCCAACAAAAUCGUUGAUGUGUGUAAGCUUUCGUUUAUUUUUUCUUUCCUCUUUUCCCUGCUUCGCAGAAGCUCUCACAACUGUACACAUGUAUUUUAUGCAUUUUUCCCUUUGUCUCACCUGCAGCUCAACAGCAGCACAUGUUCCCACUGCAUGGCAAGAACACUCCCUCGGACAGAAAGUGCAACCGUUCCAUCUCGGAUUUGAGUGAUCCCUCCACGCCUCGGAUCAUAGAAGAUUCAAGAAACAUUUCCCUGUAUACCAACUUGAUCGCUUUCACAUUGUUCGAGCUAGAAACAAUUACGAAGAGCUUCCGUUCUGAUUAUGUCCUUGGUGAAGGAGGGUUUGGAACCGUAUACAAAGGAUACAUCGACGAGAAUGUGAGAGUCGGUCUUAAAUCUCUUCCUGUUGCAGUCAAGGUUCUUAACAAGGAUGGCCAUCAGGGGCACAGAGAAUGGCUUGUAAGUAUCGGAUUCUACACACUUUUCUACUCCAACUUCUUGCUUUCGUUCCUGUUCACCGAUUCCAAAUAACUUUCUUGUCAUAGAUUUUUUCCAUUUUAUCAAGUUGUCACUGGGGUUCUGAAUACCGACCUACUUGACUAAAUACGAUUCCUCAGUCAGAUAUGUUGGUUCUGCUCCGUUAGUAUGGAUAUGAAGACAACAUUUUGCAAUAUUCUUUUUCCUAAUUGACCUCUACAUAAAAAUAAAAAUUAAUUACCCAGGACUUGGAAAUCUAGGGUGAUGUUGCAUUGGAUUACCUGAAUUAGUUCUUGUGUUGUUUUUUUCUUUAGUUCAAAGGGUUUAAAGUGUUCCUAAUGAGGAAGACUAGAGUUCGAUGCUCAGUGAGAUAGUUCUUUGUUACACUUGAUGUCCAAAAUAUUCGAUUGAAAGUUAGUGACAUGUCAAAGUUUGUUUCGCAUGUAACUAAUGUGUUGCUCAAUCCUCCGUUUUCCCUAGUGAAGCUAGAAUACUUAAGCAAAACGGAUAUAUUGUCAAUAUUUUGGAUCUGUACGAUCUUUUUUUUCUUAUCUUAAUUUGCAUUAUCUAAUAAAGUUAUGCAAAAUCUUCAGAUGGUCUGUUUUUAAGAUUUAUUCUUUUAUUUCUCAGACAGAAGUAAAUUUUCUUGGGCAAUUGAGGCAUCCUAAUCUAGUAAAGCUUAUCGGUUAUUGCUGUGAGGAUGAUCAUAGGCUGCUUGUUUACGAAUUCAUGUUUCGAGGAAGCCUUGAGAACCACUUGUUUCGGAGUAUGUAUCUAUCUCUGCUUGGGUUGGUGGUUAUUAUUCUCACUUUUGCUGUUGCUUUUUCUUACUUGGGUCAUCUGUGAAUGAUAUCUUGAUUAACUCUAUAAACAUAUAUGCGCCAAUAAUACUAACUGAAGCUUCGACUGACAACUUUCAACCAGAAAACUGAUGCUCUGUUCGACUGUUAUUUGUCAAGAGGGAAGGGGAAGAAUGCUCGAGUCCAGUAUCUCUGUCUUGUGGCUGGGCAUUGAAAAGUUUGCUUACAUGAUAAUUGAUUUUCAGUAGCUUUUUGGACAUCGAUGAGCCUUCCGUGAUGCGAACGACUCAGUUGCUACGGUUCAAAGUCCCUUGAUGUUAAUCAUCAUUGCCAGUGUCUUCCAUGAUUUCCUGAAAAUAUUACUUUUUUCUAGGAAUUGAUGGGUUUAAGAAGAGAAAAAAAUUCGUCUUUACUUUACAGUAGCAUAAAGGAGUGGUUCUAGAAAUUAAAUCGAAAUCUGUGGUUAAUAUGUACAAUCUGCUUACAUCCUUCCAAUAAAUAAAACUUUCCUCUUCCCUUUUCAUGUUUUCCCCGUGCUCAAUAGCAUGUCCAACAUUUUCUUUGGUCAACAUUUUUCCUACUAAUCAAGAACAGGGUGCAAAAGUGACCAUGUUCGGAGAACACCCUGGCGAUUUGAGGUUGACUUUAGCUAACGUUGCUUCCCUGGAUUGAGGUAUUCAGAGACAGCAGCUCCGUUAUCCUGGGCGACGAGAAUGAUGAUCGCGCUUGGAGCCGCCAAGGGCCUGGCUUUUCUUCACAACGCGGAGAGGCCAGUCAUCUAUCGGGACUUCAAGACCUCGAACAUCCUACUGGACUCGGUGAGCUCCUCUCUCUACAUUCAGAUAGAAGUCGAACCUUUCCCCCACCUCUGGUCGCUCAUCCGGCAUGCCCUCGCAGGAUUAUACGGCCAAGCUCUCUGAUUUUGGCCUCGCGAAGGUUGGCCCGCAGGGCGACGAGACCCACGUGUCCACCCGCGUGAUGGGCACCUACGGCUACGCUGCGCCCGAGUACGUAAUGACUGGUGAGCUCACCAUCACCUAUCGCUUUCUAAAUCUGGGCACUACCGCAUGCAUUCUAAAUGGGUCGAUUUGGUGUACUAAACAGGGCAUUUGACCGCGCGGAGCGACGUCUACAGCUUUGGCGUAGUCCUCCUGGAGCUACUGACGGGGCGCAAGGCCGUGGACAAGACCCGGCCCAGCAAAGAGCAGAGCUUGGUCGACUGGGUCCGCCCAAAGCUCAGUGACAAGAGGAAGCUCCUGCAGAUCAUCGACCCACGCCUGGAGAGCCAGUACUCGAUCAGGGCCGCCCAGAAGGCUUGCAGCUUGGCGUACUACUGCCUCAGCCAGAACCCCAAAGCGAGGCCCCUAAUGAGCGACGUCGUGGAGACGCUGGAGCCGCUGCAGGGGAGCGGCCCCAGCGAGAGGUUCCCCCCGCCGAGCGCCGCCCACCGCAGGCUGCCGGGGAGCAACGCUGGUUGCCGGCCCACGCCCGGCGUCAAGUACCCGCCUGGCGCCGCCGCCGCCGUUCCACCUCGCAGAGUGAGAUGA
This is a messenger RNA of Spirodela intermedia, 3492 nucleotides long. Lineage: Eukaryota; Viridiplantae; Streptophyta; Magnoliopsida; Alismatales; Araceae. The record is from the annotation of a GenBank genome assembly.